Molecule: messenger RNA, 2040 nt
Organism: Pipistrellus kuhlii (Kuhl's pipistrelle)
Lineage: Eukaryota; Metazoa; Chordata; Mammalia; Chiroptera; Vespertilionidae
Gene: CCDC6
Product: coiled-coil domain containing 6
Exons: 9
Coding region: 304-1785 (493 amino acids)
Source: RefSeq, a predicted model, not a curated record
GCGCGUCCCUGGAGGCGGGCCGGCCCCGCGCUCCCGGCUGAGCGGCGGGGCGGCCUCCGGAGCGCCGGGCGGCGGCGGCGGCCCCGGUGCAGUACUGCCCGAGCCCGGGCGGGGUCUCUGUUCCCCGGCGGAGGCGGUCCCUCGGCCGCGGGAAGCGCCCUCUCUUUCUCUCGCCGCCGCUCCGCGUCUGCGCCCUGGUGCCAGGCGCCCGCUCGGCGCUCCCCUGCGCUCGCCCCGCGCCCACUCCCUGGCAGCCCGGCCGCCGCCGCCGCCGCUCCUCCUACUUCCCCAGCCGCCGCGGCCAUGGCGGACAGCGCCAGCGAGAGCGACACGGACGGCGCGGGGGGCAACAGCGGCGGCUCGGCCGCCAUGCAGUCGUCCUGCUCGUCGACCUCGGGCGGCGGCGGCGGCGGUAGCGGUGGAGGCGGCGGCGGCGGCGGAGGCGGCGGUGGGAAGUCGGGGGGCAUUGUCAUCUCGCCGUUCCGCCUGGAGGAGCUCACCAACCGCCUGGCCUCGCUGCAGCAGGAGAACAAGGUGCUCAAGAUCGAGCUGGAGACCUACAAGCUCAAGUGCAAGGCGCUGCAGGAGGAGAACCGCGACCUGCGCAAAGCCAGCGUGACCAUCCAAGCCAGGGCUGAGCAGGAAGAGGAAUUCAUCAGUAACACAUUAUUCAAGAAAAUCCAGGCUCUGCAGAAGGAGAAGGAAACCCUCGCUGUGAAUUAUGAGAAGGAGGAAGAGUUCCUCACUAAUGAGCUCUCCAGAAAACUGAUGCAGUUGCAGCAUGAGAAAGCCGAACUAGAGCAGCACCUUGAGCAGGAGCAGGAAUUCCAGGUCAACAAGCUGAUGAAGAAAAUUAAGAAGCUGGAGAAUGAUACCAUUUCAAAGCAGCUGACCUUGGAGCAGUUGAGACGAGAGAAGAUUGACCUUGAGAAUACUUUGGAGCAAGAGCAAGAAGCACUAGUUAAUCGUCUCUGGAAAAGAAUGGAUAAACUUGAAGCUGAAAAGCGGAUCUUGCAGGAGAAAUUAGACCAGCCGGUCUCAGCUCCCCCAUCACCCAGAGACAUCUCCAUGGAGAUCGACUCUCCAGAAAACAUGAUGCGCCACAUCCGGUUUUUAAAGAAUGAAGUGGAGAGGCUAAAGAAGCAGCUGAGGGCUGCUCAGUUACAGCACUCGGAGAAGAUGGCGCAGUACCUGGAGGAGGAGCGUCACAUGAGGGAAGAGAACCUGCGGCUGCAGAGGAAGCUGCAGAGGGAGAUGGAGAGGAGGGAAGCCCUCUGCCGGCAGCUCUCCGAGAGCGAGUCCAGCUUGGAAAUGGAUGACGAAAGGUGUUUUAAUGAGAUGUCUGCACAAGGACUAAGACCUCGCACUGUGUCCAGCCCGAUCCCUUACACUCCUUCUCCAAGCUCAAGCAGGCCCAUCUCCCCGGGUGAGUACCUCUGCCCGCUGCUUCUGAGACUGAUUUCUGGUCUGUCAUAUGCAAGCCACACGGUUGGUUUCACGCCACCAACCUCACUGACAAGAGCCGGCAUGUCUUACUACAAUUCCCCGGGUCUUCAUGCGCAGCAUAUGGGAGCAUCCCACGGCAUCACAAGGCCUUCGCCACGGAGAAGCAACAGUCCUGACAAAUUCAAACGGCCCACGCCGCCUCCUUCUCCCAACACACAGACCCCGGUCCAGCCGCCUCCGCCCCCGCCGCCACCCCCGAUGCAGCCCGGGGUCCCCUCGGCAGCCACCACGCAGCCCGCCCCUUCGCAACAUUCGGUGCACCCCUCCUCCCAGCCUUAAUGCAUGUGCUUAGUCUGAAUCUCAUGUUGGGACUCGUACCUACCGUGGAGCCGUCGACUCAAUGCCAAAGGCUUCUUCCCCUGGCAUAUUUGGAUCUGACUUAUUUGCACUGAGGUUAUCUAGGCUUCACCAUUAAUUGUGUUGUAAAUGUUUGUCGGAAACGCAGCCAGUGUUGUGGGUGACAACACUAACCAGACGACUCUUUCCAUCAGUGUUUUACUUGAAUCGACACGUGCGUCCAUUCCUCGGCUGGAA